Messenger RNA from Lactuca virosa, 1091 nucleotides. Lineage: Eukaryota; Viridiplantae; Streptophyta; Magnoliopsida; Asterales; Asteraceae. The record is from the annotation of a GenBank genome assembly.
GUAUAAUAAAGGUCCAAGAUUCAGUUUUUGACUUGUGAGUUGUGAAACGGAACCAAUGGAGUCGCCUUUCAAGCCAGAGAUUCUGAAAGGGAAGGUAGCCCUUUUGACCGGAGGAGCUUCUGGCAUCGGAUUCGAGAUUUCCACACAGUUCGGUAAACAUGGCGCUUCCAUCGCCAUCAUGGGCCGCCGCAAAGCCAUAGUUGACGCUGCCGUCUCCUCCCUCCGCUCUCUCGGUAUUCCGGCUGCUGGUUUUGCGGGUGAUGUUCGCAACCAAGAAGAUGCAAAGAGAGUAGUGGAAUCAACCAUUGAGCACUUCGGAAGGCUCGAUAUUCUUGUGAAUGCUGCAGCUGGCAAUUUCCUGGUCUCACCAGAAGAUCUAUCUCCAAAUGGCUUUCGUACAGUUAUGGACAUCGAUUCUGUUGGCACAUUCACCAUGUGCCGGGAAGCACUGAAGUAUCUUAAGAAAGGAGGAGCAGGAAGAAAGGAAUCAGAUAAUGGGGGAUUGAUUUUGAACAUCAGUGCCACCUUACACUACACAGCUUCUUGGUACCAAAUUCAUGUAUCUGCUGCUAAGGCAGCUGUAGAUGCGAUUACAAGAAAUUUGGCUCUUGAAUGGGGUACUGAUUACGACAUACGCGUGAAUGGAAUUGCACCUGGACCAAUAAACGACACCCCUGGAAUGAGGAAGCUUGGGCCAGAGGAGAUAAACACCAAAACAAAUAGAGAUGUUAUGCCUCUGUUCAAACUUGGGGACAAAUGGGAUAUUGCUGUUGCAGCCCUCUAUCUUGCAUCGGAUGCUGGUAAGUAUGUGAAUGGGAUGACACUUGUUGUUGAUGGAGGACUGUGGCUGAGCCGGCCACGUCAUUUACCAAAGGAGGAAGUCAAAAUGCUUUCUCGGGUAGUAGAAAAGCGAGCCAGACAGGCGCCAACCGGGGUACCUUCUAGUAAACUCUAGGGAACGCCGUUCUUAUUGGUUGUUAUUUGUUAAUAAGAAUAAGAAUUUAAAUUGUGACAUGGAUUUAAUAUGUAUUAUUAUGUUAUAUGAUAUUUGAUAAGGUUAUAUGUCACUAUAAUGAAGUGAAUCCAUCCUA